Messenger RNA from Pseudoliparis swirei, 611 nucleotides. RefSeq names its product interleukin 17c (gene il17c). Lineage: Eukaryota; Metazoa; Chordata; Actinopteri; Perciformes; Liparidae. The record is from RefSeq and is a predicted model, not a curated record. Gene Ontology annotation, cellular component: extracellular region. Bases 111 to 611 code for a protein of 166 amino acids. Gene Ontology annotation, molecular function: cytokine activity. The transcript is spliced from 3 exons.
UUUCCCCACCUGUGCAUGAUAAAUAGAGCCGCCGGCGUGAGGAUGGAGGCAGGUAAACGAGAAGCAGCUCCGCUCGCCCACAGUCACACACACAGAGAGAGAGAGACAGGAUGGACAUGAAGCAGAUGCUCCUCUUCGGGCUGUGCCUGGUGCCCGUGUGGUCGUGCAAGAUGAACCGCUGCUACCACGACAGCGAGCUGAUGGAGGCGGCGCAGAGGAAGCUGAGGAGCCACUACCCGCAGCCUCCGGAGCCGGCGGCGGCGGCUCAGCCCGGCUCGCCGGUCUCUUGCCCCGUGGCGCUUUUCCCUCAGCGGGCGCCGGAGCACGUCCACGACAGGUCCCUGUCGCCGUGGAGAUACGUACUCGUCCACAUGAAGGACCACUUCCCGCCGUCCUACGCCGCGGCGCAGUGCCUGUGCUCCGGCUGCAUCCUGAUCCAGGCCAGCGGGCCCCCGGUGGAGAGCCACGACUACAACUCCAACGUCAUCACCCAGAGCCGCGUGUUCCUCAAGAAGGAGCUCUGCGACGACGGGGAGCGGUACCACCUGAAGCCGGUGGCCGUGAAGGUCGCCGUGGGCUGCACCUGCACCAGACCCAAGAGCUACAACUAG